Drosophila sulfurigaster albostrigata is the source of this 4171-nucleotide messenger RNA. Its product is annotated as endoplasmic reticulum metallopeptidase 1. Lineage: Eukaryota; Metazoa; Arthropoda; Insecta; Diptera; Drosophilidae. Gene Ontology annotation, biological process: proteolysis. The transcript has 11 exons. Gene Ontology annotation, molecular function: metalloexopeptidase activity. The coding region runs from base 338 to 2923 and encodes 861 amino acids. The record is from RefSeq and is a predicted model, not a curated record.
ACCAGACGAUCGCCGACCGUCGAAGGCGACAGUUGUGGUUGUGUUUAUUGGUUGUUCGUGACUCGAUCUCGUCUCGUCUCGACUCGUCUCGUGUCAGCUGAUGGCACAUGUUGCUGCCUUUUGCUGUUGACCGCGUUCGAUCAUUUUGUCAUCGCAUUUUUAUAUAAGCAAAGAGCCAAAAAAUAAGAAAAUAAAAACUUUAUUCGCGUUUAUUUUCGGCAAGUCUUGCGCCCAGAAAACUGUGUGUGGAUAGUGGCCAAUUUGUGUGAGAAGAAUUCAAAAUUGUGAGUGCAUAUUACCGAAGAACGUUCUUCUUCAGUGUCUUCUGCACGACAAUAUGAAUUCCAAAUAUGAGAACAUGAAGAUCAUCUACAAUCGCAGCAAAAUCGGCUGGUAUUGGGCACCUCUCUUUGUCGCCUUCUGGUUUCUGCUGUACUAUUUGGUUGUGAUGCCCAGUUUCCAUAGCAUGCCCCCGCUUAAGACUCUCGAUGAUGAACUGAGCCAACCGGGAGAAUUUAUUGGUGAACGUGCCGAGAGCACAUUGCUCAAACUGACAAAGAUCGGACCCAAAGUUGUGGGAAGUGCGGCCAAUGAGCAAGUUGCUGUACAGUUUCUUCUCAGCGAGAUCAGCGAUAUCAUUGAUGACUCUCGGGAUGAUCUGUAUGACAUUGAGAAGGAUGUGCAGAUUGCCUCUGGCAAUUAUCUGCUCUGGUCCAUGGUGAAUGUGUAUCAGAGUGUGCAGAAUGUUGUGGUCAAAGUCUCACCCAAAAAUGCCACAAGCUCGGCAGCUCUGUUGAUCAACAGCCACUUUGACUCUGUGCCUGGCAGCUCAGGAGCUGGAGAUUCGGGCAUGAUGUGUGUGAUCAUGUUGGAAGUGCUGCGUGUGAUAACCAAGCAUGAAACCCCACUCACCUAUUCGCUCAUCUUUCUCUUCAAUGGCGCCGAGGAGAAUCCAUUGCAGGGUUCCCAUGCGUUUAUUACUCAACAUCCUUGGGCACCUAAUGUGCGUGCUGUGGUUAAUCUGGAUUCAGCUGGCAGUGGUGGGCGAGAGAUUCUCUUUCAGUCUGGACCCGAUCACCCGUGGCUAAUGAAGUACUAUGGAAAUCACGCAGCUCAUCCUUUUGCCUCAACUAUUGGUGAGGAACUGUUUCAGAAUGGUUUCAUUCCUUCGGAAACCGAUUAUCGCAUUUUCCGUGACUUUGGCAAAAUUCCCGGUCUCGAUAUGGCGCAUGUUUCCAACGGUUAUGUAUACCAUACAAAAUUCGAUCGUUUUAAUAUUAUACCAAGACGUACUUAUCAAUUAACUGGUGACAAUCUGUUGGCCAUAGUCAAGGCAUUGGGCAAUGCGCCUGAAUUGGAAGAUCCUGCAAAAUACGCUGAAGGUCACAUGAUCUUCUUCGAUGUGCUGGGCUGGUUUUUCAUCUAUUAUCCCGAAGAUGUCGGUUUCAUUAUCAACAUUUGUAUUUGCGCUCUAGUUCCCAUUACAAUUGUAGCCUACAUUUGGAGCAUGGCCAGCAAUACGGGCAUGUUUAGACGUCGCAUCUUUGCCAAGUUUGGCAUCUUGGCUGCGAUUCAAUUAUGCGGCGUUGUUCUCAGUAUGGGCCUGGCCAUUGCCAUAGCCUUUUUCCUGGACGCUGUUGGUUUGUCAAUGUCCUGGUUCUCACAAACGUGGAUGAUAUUUGGUUUGUACUUCUGCCCAAUGUUCUUUGGACUCGGAAUUUUGCCGGCCAUUUACUUUAGUCGCACAAAGGAGCAUGGACUACCUUUGGGAUAUGGCAUUCAGUUGUUGAUGCACUCGCAUUGCCUGAUUCUGACUUUGCUCAUGGUAGUUAUGCUCUGUUACAAUGUUCGGUCCGCCUUCAUUUUGCUCAUCUGUAUUUGCUUUUACACGAUCUCCGUGCUCAUCAACAUGGCCACAUGUGCCCAUAAAACAAACUUCUUGUGGCUGAUUCCCCAUUGCAUUUGCCAAAUCCUGCCCUUCAUGUUCUAUGCCUAUUGUUGCUAUGCAUUCUACAUUGUCUUCACUCCAAUGCAAGGACGCGAGAGUAGUUCGAAUCCUGAAUUAUUGAUUGGAGGCUACACAGCGGUGUUCUGCCUCUUGUUGUCGCCAUUCCUAGUGCCCUUACUUUGCUUGUUCCGCAAAUCAAAGACCAUCAUCUCACUGUUUGGUGUCUGCACAGUGAUCUUCAUCAUCUUGGCUGCCACGCCAGUCGGUUUCCCUUAUGUGGAAAAGACAGCAGUGCAGCGAUUCUUCUCUGUGCACACUGCACGUACUUUCCACAAUGGAGAUGCUGCUGCCUCAGUGAAUCACACGGAUUCUGGUUAUUACGUGAUGCCUGUGGAUCGUCAUCCCAAAUCACUGGACAACAUUCUCUUCGAGAAUACCGAAUACAGCCGAGCGAAUCGCAGUGAAUGCGAUACGGAAAUCAUGUGCGGAUUCCCCCUUUACAGCACACGCUGGGUGAAGGCAAUGCCAAAUGGCUUCUGGAUACCUGGUCCUGAGCCCAACAAAUACUAUUUGCCUGAGUUGACAAUCAUUAGCAAGGAGAGCACUUCGGAUACCAAUAUAAUAUUCACUUUAGAGAUCACUGGACCGGAUCACACAAGCAUAUUCAUUCAGCCAUUGGAUGAUGCCAAGCUGGUUGACUGGACAUUCACAAGGGAGCCAUUAGAUAUGGGUUUGCCGCCGCCUCACUACAUCUAUUGGUCAUAUGCACUAGAUCCCACGCCAUUGCGCUUCAAUCUGGAAUUUGAGCGUGAGAGUCCCGAUUGGUCGGGAUCUACAUUCAGAAUGGCAGUAAUGGGUCACAGAAUACACGAUGACAUGUAUAUAGAGGAGGAUUACCGAGAGUUCCUGGCCAAGUUUCCAUCUUGGGCACAUGUGAACGGCUGGAUUGGUUCCUACACCAGUUGGCAGCUCUAAGAGCUGCCGCAAAUGUUUGACAUUUGAUAUUAUCACUCACUUCCCAGUAUCCACUAUUCACUCAGUACUCAUAUUUUGUGAAGGUUUGCCAUGAUAUCUGGACUGAACUGUUGUUAAAUGUUUCAUUCUCAGUGCAGAGAUUUUUUAUCGAUCGAACAAAGUGUUUUAUCUAACACAAAAAACACACGUCAUAUUAUUGUAUUAAUGAUCUAGAAUUAUAAAUUACAACUAUUGCGAAAAUCCAAAACAAAAUUAAAAUUAAUGAAUUUGUAUUAAAAAUAUAUAUUUUAAAUUUAUUUAUUAAGUCACAAUAGCUGUUUGUUUAUUCAUUUCUAAAAUAUCCAGCUCUCGUAAGAGGCUAACCAGUCAGUUGUAUAUGACCAAUCUGGGAAUGUGUCCAGGAAAUCCUUAAAGUCUGAUGUAUAGUACUCUGGGUGAUAGAGGAAGUGAACGAUCACUGACAUCUUGAAGUAAGGUCCAUCUAUAUUUUCAGCAUCAUGCUCAAACUCAAGCCAGAAGUUGAAGGGUGUCGUGACCAUGGAGGAUACAUGGUUUAUAAAGUAGGGAGGCGAACGCCCAUCCAACAAGACGGUAUCAUCCACGGACCAAUUGGUGAUUUUUACAUUUGGCUUUGGAUCAAUGAAGAUCACAAUGCGAUCGCCCGACUUUAUAUUGUACUCGUAACGUUUCCUCGUAGCAUUUAUGGACUGCUUCGAAACGUCUGUUAGCUCUGUAGUCACAGGAAACACUGGGGCAGUGCUGUAUAUCCAGAGUGCACUGUCCCUGAAAAAUGCGGAAAAAGGAUCAGCACAUUCGACUUUCUUGUGCUGCAUCUUAACUUACUUCCAAUUCAGCCAACGUCCGUUGUAAAGCGGCAAUCCACAAUAAGGUUCCGAGGCACAGUUGUUUGUGAGCCAGCUUUCGGGUUCCACGUCCUUCAAUGUUGUAUCAUAUAGUUCGGAGUAACGAGUUUCCACGGGUUGAAUAUAAAAUCCAGAAUCUCGAGUUGUCGUACUAUCCUCAUUGUGUAGCACUCGUUCAGUGUGCUUAAUAAAAUAUAUGAAUUUAAUACAAAUUUUCAAUAUUAAGAAUACAAUACUCUACCAGCACAUAAUAUCUCUGAGUGGCAACCUCCGCCUUAAAAGGAAAGCCAGCUGGAGUGGCAGCCAGGAUGAUGAAUAUGAUGGUUAUGACGCCAAACAUAGAAAUAAAGAUCUUCGAUUUACGGAACUUAAACAGAAUUGGUAU